UAUUACUAUGCGCCGCCAGAGUGGGUUAAUACGAAAAAUCGGUUUCGGACGCGAACGAAUCGUAACAGAACUGCAAUCCGCGUGGCACCGGUGGUACGUAAACACCGACUGCAUACACGAUAUUAUAUUAUUUUAUAAUAGCACAAUAAUAUAAUAUACGACGCACGAGCCGCGACGUCGGUCCGAGGUUUAGUAUUCACCUCCGUUUCGUGUGCGAAUUUUCCUCGGUCGUUGUUUCCCGCCGGAAUUUAGACGGAAAGAUUCAUUGCGUCUCACUCUCAAACCAUCAAUCGUCGAUAUUUAACAUUUAUAAUAUGAUAUAGUUACUUACAAUAUACGCGGUCAAGUCGUAAAUAUUUCUAAAAUACACGUCGAGCAAAUAAUAUACAGUAUAAAAUUAUUAUUGUUAUCACUGACGUUUUAAUAUCGAUUUAUACAGCGGACAGUUCUCGAUCACUGUGCCCCAGCGAUCGUGGUAUACAGUCAAUAUAACGCUCGUCGCGCCACGCCGCCAUCAUGAUGAUGGGUCGUCAUCAGCUGAAGCUCUUGGUGGCGAUACUCGUCCUGAUUAACUGCUGGGUGGCAGCCAAGAAUAUCGUCGAAGAUGAAGCGUAUUGGAUGUCGGUGGGCAGAGCUGAGCUGAACGACGCUCUGAACGUGGUGGUCAACAACAAUGUGGCGAAGAACGUGAUCCUGUUUAUCGGUGACGGGAUGGGACCGAACACGGUAACGGCCACCAGAAUUUACAAGUACAAUGAGAGCGGACGAUUGACUUUUGAAGAGUUUCCGCACGUGGGCUUGCUUAAAACGUAUUCGGUCAACAAACAAGUGCCGGAUGCAGCGAGUUCAGCAACUGCAAUGUUCACGGGUGUAAAGGUCAAUCAGAAGACUAUUGGCCUGGACGCGAAUUACCAGAUCAAUGAUACAACUCACUGUAACAAUGCCGGUUCGCAGAGGAUCGGACUUACGUCGUUGGCCACGUGGGCGCAAGAUGCUGGAAAAAGCACCGGGUUUGUGACCAACACCAGGAUUACCGACGCUACGCCCGCCGCCCUAUACGCCCGGACGUCGAACCGGAAGUGGGAAUGCAACGCCGCCAUGCCGCCAAGCGCGAAAAACUGCAAAGACAUUGCCAGGCAGCUCAUUGAAGACCGACCGGGACGACAUUUUAAGGUUAUAAUGGGCGGCGGCAAGAAAUCAUUCGAAGCUAAUUCACCGCCGAACCCAAAGGAACCCGUUGAUAAAUCCUUGUGCGUGCGAACGGACCGCAAAGAUCUGAUCCGUGAGUGGAUAGACGACAAACUAUCCAACAACCUGUCGCAUCAGUUAUUGACCAACGUAAGCGAUAUAAAACUGUUGGACACGGAACAAACAGAGUACAUUUUGGGAUUAUUUACAAACGGAACAAUGCCAAUGGAAUAUACUAGAAGUAAAAAGUCAUUAGGAAUACCAUCACUAGAAUUAAUGACUGAAACAGCUAUUAAAGUAAUUUCAAAAAAUGAAAAUGGAUUUUUUUUAAUGGUGGAAAGUGGGUUAAUUGAUGCAGCACACCAUCAGAGCACAGCCAGGUUAGCUCUAGACGAAACUGUCGAAUUUGAUAAGACAAUCAAUACUUCAAUCAAUUUGCUACGACAGUUAGACAUGUUAAAUGACACAUUAGUGAUUGUGACCAGUGACCAUGCAAACUUAUUAUCAAUUAAUGGAUAUCCAAAUCGAGGAAAUAAUAUUCUAGAUGUGGCAGGAAUAUCAGAAUCAGAUGACGUUAGAUACACAACAUUAACAUAUUCUAUAGGAUAUGCUAAGCGCCCAGUGUAUACCCGUUAUGGUAGUAUAGUCAUUAGACAGGAUCCAAAAGCAUCCGGUAAUACAACUAAUCAUGAUUAUACUCAACAAGUUGGUAUUCCGGAAGAGACAGGUCUACAUGGAGGAAGUGACGUAGCAGUAUAUGCCAAAGGACCAAUGGGACAUUUGUUUCAUUCCAUUCACGAACAAAACUAUAUUGCCCAUGCAAUAGCAUAUGCAACAAAAAUUGGUGCUUACCAAAGUGAACAAUCAAUGAACCAAUCUUAUAUACAUUUUUCAAGCAUUUACCUUAUAAGCACAUUAAUUUUGUCAUUGUUGUAUUUUAAUGAAGUUACAGUAUUAAGAUUUUGAUAAUAAUUUUAUUGUCUUCUAAAAUUCAUUGUUUUAUUUAUUAUUUUUAUAUCGAGGUAGGUAUAUAAUUGUUUGUUCUUUUAUUUUAGGAUUUUUACAUAAACAAAAAUAUAAUUUCUAUAAAAAAAAAAAAAAAAUUGAUUAUUUCUAUUCAAAAUUU
This is a messenger RNA of Metopolophium dirhodum (rose-grain aphid), 2314 nucleotides long. RefSeq names its product alkaline phosphatase-like. The transcript has 8 exons. Bases 517 to 2154 code for a protein of 545 amino acids. Gene Ontology annotation, molecular function: alkaline phosphatase activity. Lineage: Eukaryota; Metazoa; Arthropoda; Insecta; Hemiptera; Aphididae. The record is from RefSeq and is a predicted model, not a curated record. Gene Ontology annotation, biological process: dephosphorylation.